This is a messenger RNA of Diorhabda carinulata, 7343 nucleotides long. RefSeq names its product disintegrin and metalloproteinase domain-containing protein 10 (gene kuz). Gene Ontology annotation, cellular component: plasma membrane. Bases 307 to 3006 code for a protein of 899 amino acids. The transcript is spliced from 10 exons. NCBI's taxonomy places the organism in Eukaryota, Metazoa, Arthropoda, Insecta, Coleoptera, Chrysomelidae. Gene Ontology annotation, biological process: Notch signaling pathway; membrane protein ectodomain proteolysis. Gene Ontology annotation, molecular function: metalloendopeptidase activity. The record is from RefSeq and is a predicted model, not a curated record.
UUUACACGAAUAAAAAAAGAUGUAUGUGACAAAAUAAGUUAGUUCAUAUAAGAACAAUAAUGUCAUGCGUGUAUUCAAUUUCAUUUAUUUUAUCAAUCAUUUCCUCUAGUUAUUCUCGCUUGCGCAGUUUUCAACACGCAAACCCAAAACAUUUAGUUGUUUGGUGUGUUGUGUGUUGUUCUCUGAAUCCGUUCUUCGUCCGUGGUCAGCUGUAGCGUAUUUAGAAAUGGUAAUAUGGGAUAAAAGUCGUUUUGGGUGUGUUUUUCAAUAGAUUUGUGUACAUUAUCGAAUUGUGAAGUGGAGACAAUGUUUAGUGAUUGUGUUUUUGUGUUAUGCUUACUUAUAGUUCUACCAUUUAUUGGAAGUGCCGAUCGACUGAACGAGUACAUCCGCCAUUAUGAAACCCUCGACUACGACACGGAACCAGUACAUAGGGCACACUCGAGGGCGAAACGUUCGCUCAUCUCCGACGAUUACGUUCACGUACAAUUCAAAGCUCACGGUCACGAUUUUCGAAUACGGUUGAAAAGAGACCUCCAAGUUUUCAACGAUAGACUCGAAGUGCACGGUCCUCAAGGAGAACCCUUAGAUGUCGAUACUUCCCAUAUUUAUCAUGGACAUAUUUUAGGUGAAGUGGACAGCGUCGCCUUCGGGUCUGUAAUCGACGGCGUGUUCGAAGGCAAAAUAAUGUUACCAAAGAAAGGUGCUUACUACGUAGAAAAAGCGCGCCACUAUUUCCCUGAUUCCGAUCGUUACAACAGAACAUUCCACAGCGUCAUAUACCACGAAGAUGAUGUCGAAGAUCCGUACGCCCAUUUACGGGAAGGGCAUUCCGCCGGUUGCGGCAUUAACGACGACGUCAUCCAAUGGAUGAAUAAAAUACAAUAUUCGGAAACAGAAGAUUCGCCACCGCCUCCAACGACGCCAUACCAAAAACCAACAAAACACCAAAAGUACAACAAAUCGAACCGAUACAAAAAAGAUAAAUCCGAAGAAAAAUCGCCCAAUUUCGAAGACGUACUCAAUAAAUAUUCCAAAGAAGCCAAUGAACGAAGCAACACCAGACACAGAAGAGCCACCAGAAGAGACGAUACCAAAAAUACUUGCUCAUUAUACAUACAGACGGAUCCCCUUAUUUGGAGACACAUCAGGGAAGGCUUUCCCGAGCAUUUGGAUCCGAAGAAACAAUCCGAAGUCAACGAAAAAACGAAAGAAGAAAUUCUUUCCCUAAUCGCCCAUCACGUGACCGCCGUCAAUUAUAUAUACCGCGACACGAAGUUCGACGGAAAAAACGAACAUCGCAAUAUCAAAUUCGAAGUGCAAAGAAUCAAAAUCGACGACGACGCGUCUUGUAGAUGUUACCACAGGGGUUGCGGCGAAAUGAACCAGUUCUGUUUAGAAAAUAUAGACGUGAGCAAUUUCCUCAACAUCCACUCUUUGGGUAACCACGAAGACUUCUGCCUCGCCUACGUAUUCACUUACAGGGAUUUCACCGGGGGUACUUUGGGUUUGGCGUGGGUGGCUAGCGCUUCGGGCGCAUCCGGCGGCAUUUGCGAGAAAUACAAGACUUACACCGAGACCAUCGGCGGUAUGUACCAAUCGACGAAGAGGUCUUUGAAUACCGGUAUCAUCACUUUCGUUAAUUAUAACAGCAGGGUACCGCCCAAGGUGUCGCAACUCACUUUGGCUCAUGAGAUCGGACACAAUUUUGGAUCGCCGCACGACUACCCGCCGGAAUGUCGACCUGGCGGCCCGAGCGGUAACUACAUAAUGUUCGCUUCUGCGACUAGCGGCGAUCGGCCGAACAACAGCAAAUUCUCCAGCUGUAGCAUAGGCAACAUCAGCAACGUCCUCGACGCCAUAGAAGACAAGAAAAAAAGAAAUUGUUUCACGGCUUCGGCUGGCGCUUUUUGCGGCAAUAAAAUCGUCGAAGCCGGAGAAGAAUGCGAUUGCGGAUACGACGACAAAGAAUGCAACGACCAAUGCUGUUAUCCGAGAAUACUCAGCAUUCGAGACAAAGAAUCGAAUAGAUCGGCGGUGGGGUGUACGAGAAGAAACGGCACAGAAUGCAGUCCGAGUCAAGGACCUUGUUGUAGCAGCGAAUGCAAAUUCAUAUCCGCUUACCAUAACGAAGAAUGCAAAAUGGAAUCGGAUUGUUCGAGAUCGUCGAAAUGUAAUGGAACAAGCGCCGAAUGUCCGGCGCCGACACCUCGACCCGAUAAAACCAGAUGCAAUAACGGCACUCAAUUAUGCAUCAAAGGCGAAUGCACUGGUUCGAUUUGUUUGGAAUGGAAUUUAGAAGCGUGUUCGUUAACCACGCAAGAUCACCCUAAUAUCGAUAAGAGGAAAUUGUGCGAAUUGGCUUGUCAAAAUGGUACCGAUAUAUGCAGGAGUACCAGCGAAUUUUCCGAAAAAGUCGGAUUACCACCUGGGGGUAUCAGUCUGAGACCGGGAUCGCCUUGCGAUAACUUCCAAGGUUAUUGCGAUGUUUUCUUAAAAUGUCGCGCCGUGGACGCGGACGGACCGUUGGUACGUCUAAUGAACCUUCUCCUUAACAAAGAAACGUUAAUAAACGUCGCUCAAUGGAUAACCGAAUAUUGGUGGGCCGUGCUCUUGAUGGGUAUUGGUUUUAUCAUAUUCAUGGGACUGUUCAUUAAAUGUUGCGCCGUACAUACGCCCUCGUCGAAUCCAAAAUUGAAAAAAGCUCAACGCAUCACCGAUACAUUGAGGAGGCCCAUGAAUACUCUGCGAAGAAUGAGAUAUAAUCACGGAGGUCCUCAUAAUUCGGGAGGGGCGAAUCCUCCAUCGAAUAGAAGUCGUCGAGACCCUUCUAGUCGACCUUCAGCUAGUCAAGGACCUAGACCGGGCUAUGGUGAAGGUAGGGGACAUUAUCAUGCUCCCAAAGCGUAUUCCCCACUAGCAACAGCGCCGCCUGCGCAGAAUUACGGUCGUCAGAACCAUCCUGAAUUGUACGCAGGCGCAUACGAGAUGAGAAACAAAGUCUGACAUGAAGAAAGCGAGGAUGGGGAACAGCAGCAAGGUUCCCCGCCGCCCGAUUAUCCCGGUACUCCUAUCGCCGAUGUAUCGGCGUCAUUUCUGCUCGUACAUCACGCGGAAAGGGGAAACGGGGGGAAAGAUAAUGAAGCCGGGGGGAAAGAUAGUGAAGCCGGGUCGACUGUGUAGGUUCGGUACCGUUAAUUUCGAUGUUUUCGCACAAAAGCGAUUUCGUGUUUUUUUUUCUCUCAACACUCGGUGUAUUUUUGAAUUUGAUCUAAUAUACGGGGGUUUUCGAAAAAAAAAAAAAAGAAAUCGCCUUCAUAACCGAAAAUAUCGAAAUGUACAAUUCAAUGACUGUUGAUUAAAAAUUUGAAAAAUCUUUCGGCCAACGCGCUCUGUGAUCAAAUAAAAAAAACAAGUUACGCGGGAACUUUUUUCAAAGUGCGCGGGAAAACUUAAAAAUUUAAAUAUAUUGAAAAUAUCCGAAUAAAGAAAAGAAAAAAAAACGGGUGCAUUUGUAUUGAUAGUCACCGUUAAUUUUUAAGGUUGAUUAAAUUUUUUCGAGAUUUUAAUAGCGAUUUUUUAAAUUGUUUUUUAUUAUUAGCUUCCUUCGAACGAAAGGCUGAUGAUCAACCAUAUUUCAAUCGACUAGAGAAAAUUUUAUCUUUCAAAACAUUCAUUAUUGUCCUUUAUCAACUGUCAGCUGUCACUCGGUAUUUCUGAACAGACAUUAUCGAGAAUAUAUAAAAUUUUAUGAAUAAUCAUGAGCGGAAUUGAAUGGAAAGCAUCGAAAUAGUAAACAAUGCAAAUUUGACAACGUGUGUAAUGUCAACUGUCAACUGUCAGUUGUCCUAUUUAAGGAAACAUUAUCGAGAAUAUAAACAAACAAUUUCCUUAAUAAUUACGAGCAGAAUCGAGUGGAAUGUGUUGAAAUUGUAAACAAUACAAAUUUGAUAACGUGUGUAAUGUCAAUUGUCAGUUGUCACUCGGUAUUUAUAAGGAGAAAUUAUCGAGAAUAUAUACAAACAGUUUUCUAUAUGAUUAUGAGCAUAAUCGAUUAACACAAAUUUGACAACAUAUAUAAAAUGGCCAAAUGUCAACUGUCAGUUGUCACCCGUUAAUUAUAAGGAGACAUUAUCGAGAAUAUUUGAAAUUUGCUGAAUAAUUAUGAGCAAAAUUGAAUGAAAACCGUCGAAUUUUUGAUUAAUACAAAUUUGACAAGGUAUGACAUGUCGAAUGUCAACUGUCAGUUGUCACUCGUUAAUUAUAAGGAGACAUUAUCGAGAUUAUUUAAAAUUUGCUGAAUAAUUAUGAGCAAAUUGAAUGAAAACCGUCGAAUUUUUGAAUAAUACAAAUUUGACAAGGUAUGACAUGUCAACUGUCAGUUGUCACUCGGUAUUUAUAAGGAGAAACAUAGACAAUUUUCUAAAGAAUUAUGAGCAGAAUCGAAUGGAAACCGUCGAAUUUUUGAAUAAUACAAAUUUGACAAGGUAUGACAUGUCGAAUGUCAACUGUCAGUUGUCACUCGUUAAUUAUAAGGAGACAUUAUCGAGAAUAUUUAAAAUUUUCUGAAUAAUUAUGAACAAAAUUGGAUGAAAACCUUCGAAUUUUUGAAUAAUACAAAUUUGACAAGGUGUGACAUGUCGAAUAUCAACUGUCAGUUGUCACUCGGUAUUUAUAAGAAGAAACAGACAUUUUUCUAAAGAAUUAUGAUCAGAAUCGAAUGGAAACCGUCGAAUUUUUGAAUAAUACAAAUUUGACAAGGUAUGACAUGUCAACUGUCAGUUGUCACUCGGUAUUUAUAAGGAGAAACCUAGACACUUGUCUAAAGAAUUAUGAUCAGAAUCGAAUGGAAACUGUCGAAUUUUUGAAUAAUAUAAAUUUGACAAGGUAUGACAUGUCGAAUGUCAACUGUCAGUUGUCACUCUAUAUUUAUAAGGAGAAACAUAGACACUUGUAUAAAGAAUUAUGAUCAGAAUCGAAUUGAAAAAAUUUGACAAGGUACGACAUGUCGAAUGUCAACUGUCAGUUGUCACUCGUUAAUUAUAAGGAGACAUUAUCGUAAAUAAAAUUGUUAAUUGUCAAAAGGAGACUGAUCUAAAUUGCUCUAGACCAUAUAAAAGGAACGGACGAUUCUACAAACAUCUUUUUGUACAAAAAAAGAAACGACAAAAGAAAACUAAUGUAGAAGAAAAUAUGGUAACAGUUUGGAAAUGGUGUCCACCAUAUAUUUGGUCAUAAAAGAUCGAAAAGUUGAUUUUUUUUAUUUAUACAAUAUCGAAAAAUCGUAUAUUCCAUGAUUUGUUUCCAAAAACUGAUUUGUUUUCGAAAAGUACAUAAAAAAACGAACAAUUUGAAAAGAAAACAAUUGAAUAUCGUAGUUAGGAAUUAUUAAGAAUUUUGAAAAAAUUUUUAUCGCAUGAAUUAUGAAAAAAGGAAAUCCUAACCAAAACUAACCUAAAAAUUUCUAAAAAAACUCUCGUCGAUUGAAAUAUAACUUUUUUUUGGAAAAUUUAUAUAUUUUUCGUACCCGUGGAGGAAUUUGGCAGAGUUUUUUUUUGUAAAACUUUUUUUAAUUGUUAAAAUUCUGUAGAAUUCGUUCACGGUUCCUUUUAACGAAAACAUUUUAAUGUUGCAUUCGAACUGAACUCUGUCCAACUUUUAUUUCCUUUUUCUUUUCCUGGUUAAUAUGUACCGUUGAACUGUAGUGCAAUAACGUAUAAUUUAAAAAAAAAUGAGCUGAAGAAACAGGAAAUGAUGGAAACCGAAAUAAAAAAUACAGUGAGGGACGAAAAUUUCCGGUAUAUGAACCGAAAAAUUCAAAUAUCGUUUUGAUUUCUUUUGGAUUGGGGUUCGGUGACUAGACCAAUUUGUAAAAUGCCACAUUGUUUUGUUUCUUAUUGAUAUUUAUGAAGAUGUUUGUACAUUAUUCGAUUUUUACUUAAACGUAUUGAUGUAAUUCCAAAUAUUUUCACUUUUGGUUUUUUUUCUCUAAAAAACUAUAUACGGGAUAAGAAUUUUCACCUGGAACAAUUUUUUUUUGGUGGAAUUUCAUUGAUUUUAACAAAUUUGUACCUAUCAAACUUAACUUCACACCCCACCCUACCGCGUACCCACUUUUUUCCAAGUAAUACCGAAAACGUUAUAGCUGACGCCAUCUAUCGAAAAUCCUUAUAAUUUUUUCGAUUUUCGAAACAAAAUUGAAGAAAUAAACUAAGUUUUCACACUAAAAAUCUUUUUUCGCUAAUUUUUCACACUUUUUCACUAAUUUUUACCUAUCAAAUUCAACUAUACACUCCUAUACAUUAUCACCUACUCACUAUAAUAACGAAAACGUUGUAGCUAACGCCAUCUAAUAACAAUCGUUCGAACCUAUAAAUUUUCCAUCCAAAUUUAAAGAAGUAAUCAUCACAUCAACUGUCAAAAAUUAAAUUCGCAACACAAUGUUGCCAAAUUUAGGAAAAUUUGAUAUUUUUCGUAAUAUCAAAAUUUAUGUUUCUGAUUUUAAGUCCCUUCUGUUUCACAAUUAGUUUUAUUCAAUAAUUUUGAAAAGAUAGAUAAAGAAUAUUAAAAAAAAAUAAUUUUGAAACCGAAGAGACUUAAUAUCAAGAACAUUUAGAAACAUAAACAUAUCAGAAGAUCUAAGAAUUAUUUAAAAUAUGGCAACACAGUAAUAUUCUCCCAAUAAUAAACGUGACAGUAGUGUAAACAGUAAACUGUCGAAAAAUAAAAUAACUAGUGUUGUCCACAACAACAUAAACUCAUUAAAUUGAUAUAAAAUAAAAUAUUAGAUAAGUAAACUAACUAGAAGGUUUAAAUAAUUAAUAUUACGGAUGAGAAGUUGAUUUUCAAUACUUUUUAAUAAAAUUUUUGUUACUAUCAUUGGAUUUAAUAUUAUCUGUGAUUAAAUCACUGUUAUAUUCCACACUCGCAUCACUAACAUUGGUUAUUCUACUUCUACGAGGGUAUUAAGAUAAAAACAUCAUUCUUUUAUUCAUUUCCAUGGAAAUUAUUAUUCUGUAUAUGGUUUUAAGAGAAAUUUAUUCGUCAUUGAAAAAUAUUUGGGUAAUAUUAGAUAAUUUGGAUUAAUAUUUUUAAUUGUGUAUUGAAAUUUUUGUAAAAAAAAAUUAGUAUUACCAUUUUUCAGAUUUACAAGGAUGUAACGAGAUAAAAGAAGGGGGUAAUCUAAUUUCUGAUUAAAAUUCUUUGUCCGAAAAAAAUUGCUAUUUUUAUAUUAACCAAAUUUUGACAUUGUCUUUGUACCAUUGUUAAAUUAUCUGAAGAUGUGAUAAAAUUAAUUUUGAUUAUUUCAAAAUAAUUGUGUCUCGAUAAAACCAAAAGAAAAA